CUUGAGCGCGACACGCCUCACCAGACUCUGGCAGACUGCACGUCCCCGCCUCCGCUCCCGUCCUCCGUUCUUGAGGAUAAUCACAGCGAACAGCAGCGCGACACUGUCUGACUCUGCCUGAGAACCGCGGCCCGAUCUAGAUCGCUCAGCUAUAUCAAUUGCCAGCUGCGAGCGCGAACAUAAAAGUGACUCAGGCUCGUCUUGGACGCAGAGUCCAGAUAUUCAACGCCGAAAUACCCCUGCCCCACACAUCGACCUCAUGUCAAAUAACACUGAGAGCGAUAGCAGCCAGGCCUCGGGCUCGAAGUCGAGGCUCCCUGCGAGACCUCGCGGAGCCUGCGUGCACUGUAAAGCGCUCAAGAUCCGCUGUGAAAUCAUCCCGAACGAGAAUAUCUGUGUUCGGUGUAAAGCCAAUGACUUUGACUGCGUCUCCUACGGCCGCAAGAAGCGUCGCCCAGCCCCCUCCCAUGAAGAUUUGCAACAGCGCUCGCGCUCACAGGACGUCCACAUCCAGGCGCUCCUCCGCAAGCUCGACGAGAUGAAGUCGCUCACCAAGGUGCGGUACUGUGUCGCGCAGGCGCAACAGGAGACGGAGGUCCUCCGCUCAGGCACAGGAGGAUGCUCGUCGCCGAAUAUCAGCGGGUGGAAGGCGAGUGCAGACCGUGAGCCACGGGUGAAUGGGUGGCGAGCAGAGGGGAAUAAGGCUCCCGAGACGACUGUGCCAAGGUCAUUGACACCCCCACCAUCAGCGAUGAACCCGAAGUGGCCCCCUAUACUCCGAUGUGGGCUGUUUGGCCCGCAAGAGGUCACAGAUCUCUUCAAGUUAUUUUAUUCCAGGUUACACCCAUCCUUCACCGUCCUUGAUCCCGCCCUCCAUACCCCACAAUACCUCAUCUCCAAAUCCACCCUCCUCUUCACUAAAGUCCUCUCCCUUACCUCCCGCCAUUGGACACAUCGUCCGAAACUACAUCAGCUCGCCGCAACAUUCGCACACGAAGCAGCGACAGAGGCAGUCCGCGAGGGCUACUACACCAUCGAGACCUGCCAGGCAUUCAUGCUCUCAGCAGGCUUCCCCGCGCCCCGGGAACGCUUCUCCGAGCACCGCGCCUGGCUGCUCGUCGGGAUCGCCAUCCGGAUCUCGCAAGACCUCAAGCUCAACGAGCCGCCCCCCGCGAAUCUGCCGGAGCGCGAGCGGCUGGACCGGAUCCGGACGUGGUUCCAGGUGGUGUGCAUCGACGCGUCGACGUCCGUGCAGCAGGGCAAGGCGCCCUUCCUGCAGGGCUCGGACUACGUCGCGCGCGCGCUCUCGUCGUGGUACCGCUGCUCGCCGCUCAACUCGCCGUACGACCUCUACCUCUGCGCGUUCACGGACCUCGCCCUCCUCGUCGCGCGUCUUUGGAAGGCGAUUGGCGCGGAUAGGUUUGACCCGGAUUUGGUGCAGGGCGUGGAUGUGAUUGGGACGGUCCUGGAGUAUCACCAGAAGAUUGUGGAGAAGUACGCGGAGUGGAGAGAGCGCGAGGCGCAGCACUCUAAAGACCCAUUGCCGGCGGCGCAGCCUCAACAUGGAAUGCGUUUGAAGCUGAUUGCGAACGCGAUGAGACUCAUUGUCCUCGGCGCUGGCUUCCAGUGGUCUGUGAAACACGGAAAGGAAAUAAAUCCUGAGAUUCUUAGUCUAUCGAUCGAGACUGCAUUGACAUGUACCGGAGUACACAUUGACGAACUAUACCCGGCCGGUGUCCUUCGCACCCUGAUUGAGCCACAUUUCCUCUAUGUAACAUAUGCCGCAGCUUUCCUCGUUAAUCUCCUUAAGCGGGAUUACUCCUCCCUGCUCGAGCCGCACGUUCGGACUACCAUCGUCUCGAACGUGCGCACGCUCAUCAACAUCUAUCUCUCCAAGGAGGUUGCGCUCGACCGCGCGCACGCGCCCGCCGUAUACGGGCGCUUCCUCUCCGCGCACCUCGACCGCAUCGUCGAAGGGCAGAACAUCGCGCCCGCGCCGCAACGCGGGCCGGAGGAGGUGGCCUUACCCCCGGACAUCUGGGACAUCUCCGUCCCGUACGACCUCGGCGUGCCCAUGGGCGGCGGGCCACAGCAGGCGGUGCCCUACAUGAACGGCGGCGCGGGCGGCGACCUCAUGGUCGGCUCGGACUUUGGGUUCGAGCAGUUCGUGACCGGGAUCAACGCGAUGGGCGACUUCCCCCAGGGAUUUGCGGACCCCGCAGCGUUCAUGCCCGCGAUGUCGGUCAACCCGCUCGACGAGCAGACGUGGUGGAGCGGCUCGGUAGCGUGCCCGCCCCAGUUUGACCAGACGGCCCUCGACUUGGCGACGUUUGCGAUGGACGAGGCGUAUUUGCAGGCUGGGUGGUGAUCGAUUCUGUUGUGUGCUGUCGAUGUAUGUGUCUCAGGAGCUAUCUGUAUCUGUUGCUUUGUGUAGCAUAUUCUUGCCCUCGAACCUGCUGUGUUGCUCUAUAUACUAUAUACGCCAUGAUCAUUAUAUGCGACCAUC
This is a messenger RNA of Rhodofomes roseus, 2506 nucleotides long. RefSeq lists its product as uncharacterized. Gene Ontology annotation, molecular function: DNA-binding transcription factor activity, RNA polymerase II-specific; zinc ion binding; transcription cis-regulatory region binding. The record is from RefSeq and is a predicted model, not a curated record. Gene Ontology annotation, biological process: DNA-templated transcription; regulation of DNA-templated transcription. Gene Ontology annotation, cellular component: nucleus. Lineage: Eukaryota; Fungi; Basidiomycota; Agaricomycetes; Polyporales; Fomitopsidaceae. The coding region runs from base 260 to 2368 and encodes 702 amino acids. The transcript is spliced from 15 exons.